AAAAAAUUAGAUUUUUUGUAAAUGAUGCCGAUCUUAAAUCACAUAUAUGAGAAAAUCACAACUAAGAGAACUAUUGAUGAGGAAUAAAAAAAAUUUGAAGAGUUAGUUGAUGAGGUAACUUCAUUAUUGGAAGAUGUUGAUUACUAUAAUAAUGCUUCAGAAGAUUUAUAUAACAAUCAACAAAAGCAGAUAAUUUUCUUAUGUAAAGAGCUUUUACACAAGUGUGAAUAAUCUUUAAGAUAGUAAACAUCAAAAGAUAAUUUGUAAUUUAUUUGAUUCAAAUUUUAUAUAGUUUAAUUUGCUUAUUUAAUAGUUAGAAUAAUGUAUAUAAGGAAAUGUUACAGAAUAUUGAAGAGUUAAGAAAAUUCAAGGUUAAAUUAAAAGAAAUGGAAAUUCAAUCUGUGUAAUUAGUACAAACAGUAUUGAUACCAAAAUAAAACAGAAUAUAGACAUAAUAGAGUAAAUAAUCAUGAUUAUUAUUAGCAUCAAUCUAUUCAAUUAGGAUUGUCCUAAAACUUUCAGCCCCUAAAAAUAUUUAAUAAAUAUUUUUUUAAAACCCUUUACAUCUGAAGAAUGAGUAUGUUUUUAAACUUUAGAUGGAAUUAACAGAUUCUCAAAAACAUAUUUGGGAUUUUUAAAGAUAACAAUUUAUAAAAGUCAAAUAAUUGAUAAAAGACAUAAAUAUUUUUACCUUAUCUAAAAAACAUUGCACUCUUGAAAUGAGAAACUCUCUUAAAUAUACUGAUUCCGAGAAAGUUAAAUAUAAUAAUUGUAUGACCAGACCUGAAAUAAACUCAUAAGAAAUUAAGUAAGAUUAAAAUGAUUAAGCAUAUGCAUUAAAAAUGUUUUUGGUUGUAAUAGGUAAGAAUGGUCUAUAAGUAAUACGAAAGUCAAGAAUGAUAAAAUUAAAUAUGGGAGAAGAUUACGAAUUGAUGGAGAAAGAUUAAAUAGUACUUAUGCAGGACUAAAAUUCGGAACCAUUAAUUUCUUAUAGUGUUAAGAAGUUUGUGAUUUAAUAAUUAUGA
Molecule: messenger RNA, 1025 nt
Organism: Paramecium sonneborni
Lineage: Eukaryota; Ciliophora; Oligohymenophorea; Peniculida; Parameciidae
Source: the annotation of a GenBank genome assembly